Messenger RNA from Hipposideros armiger (great roundleaf bat), 2652 nucleotides. It is a transcript of the gene MALRD1, whose product is annotated as MAM and LDL receptor class A domain containing 1. Lineage: Eukaryota; Metazoa; Chordata; Mammalia; Chiroptera; Hipposideridae. The record is from RefSeq and is a predicted model, not a curated record. The transcript is spliced from 13 exons. Gene Ontology annotation, cellular component: membrane. The annotation marks the transcript as partial. Gene Ontology annotation, molecular function: protein binding.
GUGCAGUUUUGGUAUUACUUGUCUCAGCAUUCACAUCUCUCAGUUUUUACAAGAACGUCACUGGAUGGACAUUUGCAAAAGCAAGGGGAUCUAAUCGGAGUCUCUGAAUCACAGUGGAGACAAGCAAAAAUCGAUCUCUAUGCAAAGGCUGGAGAAUCUACUCUGCCAUUUCAGAAAAUUUCCGAAUGUGACUUUGAAGCAAAUAGCUGUGGUUGGUUUGAAGCAAUUAGUGGUGACCACUUUGACUGGAUAUGGAGCUCUAGAAGCAGCCUUUCUGCUGAUUUUGAGCAACAGGCCCCAUCUCGUGAUCAUACUCACAACACAGCUCAAGGGCAUUUUAUGUUCAUCCUGAAGAAAAGCAGCAGCUUGUCACAAGUUGCUAAGCUCCAGAGCCCAACUUUCAGUCAGACAGGACCUGGAUGUAUCCUUUCUUUCUGGUUUUAUAACUAUGGCCUCUCCGUGGGAGCCGCGGUGCUGCAGCUCCAUGGGGGAAACUCCACAGGCGCCACCGUGCUCUGGAGAGUAUUAUAUAACCAGGGCAACCGGUGGUCCCAGGCUACCAUCCAGCUUGGGCGCCUCACUCAGCCCUUCCAUCUGUCACUAGAAAAAGUCAGUCUGGGCAUAUAUGAUGGGGUGUCCGCUAUUGAUGACAUCCACUUUGAAAACUGUACCCUUCCCCUCCCUGUGGAGAGCUGCAAAGGGCCACAUCAUUUCUGGUGUCGACACACCAAGGCUUGCAUAGAGAAGCUUCGGUUAUGUGACCUGGUAGAUGACUGUGGUGACCUCACUGAUGAGGUUGACUGUGCACCUGGACUACAAUGCAACUUUGAAAAUGGAAUUUGUAACUGGGAACAGGAUACAGAAGAUGAUUUCGACUGGACCAGGAACCAGGGUCCAACUUCAACACUUAAUACAGGGCCAAUGAAGGAUAACACUUUGGGCACAGCUAAGGGACACUAUCUCUACAUAGAAUCUUCGGAGCCACAGGUUUUCCAAAACACAGCAGCGUUGCUUAGCCCAAUCCUCAAUGCCACUGACAUGGAGGGCUGCACCUUCCGCUUCUAUUACCACAUGUUCGGAAAGCACAUAUACAGGCUGGCCAUCUACCAGCGAAUCUGGAGUAACACAAGAGGGCAGCUGCUGUGGCAGAUAUUUGGGAAUCAAGGCAACAGAUGGAUAAGGAAACACCUGGCCAUUUCCAGCAGGCAGCCUUUUCAGGUAUGGAUAAUGGGUUUCUUAAUGUGUAAUUUGCCGGUGGACCUUCCAACUCCUCCUGAAACUUCAGUUCCGGUAACAUUACCUCCACACAACUGUACAGACAAUGAAUUUGUCUGCAGGUCCAGUGGUCAUUGUGUUGAAAAAAUCCAGAAAUGUGAUUUUAGAUAUGACUGCCCUGAUAAAUCAGAUGAAUCAUCUUGUGCUAUGGAAGUUUGCAGCUUUGAAAAAGGAAACCUGUGUGAAUGGUACCAGCCAAUCCCAGAACAUUUAAUUCAAGAUUCAAACACAUUCAGGUGGGGACUCGGUAAUGGAACCAGUAUUCACCAUGGGGAAGAAAACCACAGGCCAUCGGUGGAUCACACAAAAAAUUCUGCAGAUGGCUGGUAUUUGUAUGCUGAUAGCUCAAAUGGAAAAUUUGGUGACAUUGCUGAUGUCCUCACCCCUGUUAUCUCACGUACGGGACCAAGCUGUACCCUUGUGUUCUGGACUCAUAUGAAUGGCGCCACAGUUGGUUCUCUACAGGUACUCAGCAAGAAAGACAAUGUUACUUCUAAAUUGUGGGCUCAAAGUGGACAGCAAGGCGCACAGUGGAAAAAAGUAGAAGUAUUUUUGGGCAUUCAUUCACAUAUGCAGAUUGUCUUUAGGGCAAGACGUGGGGUCAGUUACAUAGGUGAUGUAGCAGUGGAUGACAUUUUCUUCCAAGACUGUUCUCCCCUACUCAGCCCAGACAGAAAGUGUACUGCUCAAGAAUUCACAUGCGCCAACAAGCACUGCAUUGCCCAGGACAAGCUGUGCGAUUUUGUGAAUGAUUGCGCUGAUGGUUCAGAUGAGAUGGCCUUCAUCUGCAGUACCGCCAGGGGGCGCUGCGAUUUUGAAUUCGAUCUGUGUUCCUGGGAGCAGGAGCAGGACGAUGACUUUGACUGGAAUCUGAAAGCCAGCAGCACGCCUGUUGCCGGCACAGAGCCAGCUGCUGAUCACACCUUGCGAAAUUCGUCUGGUCAUUACAUCUUCAUAAAGAGCUUGUUCCCUCAGCAGCCCAUCAGAGCAGCCAGAAUUUCAAGCCCCGCCAUAAGUAGAAGAAGCAAAAACUGCAAGAUAAUUUUUCAUUAUCACAUGUAUGGAAAUGGCAUUGGGGCACUCACCUUGAUCCAGGUGUCAGUCUCAAACCGAACGAAGGUCCUCCUUAACCUCACUGUAGAACAAGGCAAUUUCUGGCAGCGGAAAGAGCUGUUUCUGUCUGGCGAUGAGGACUUCCAACUCAAAUUUGAAGGUAGAGUUGGGAAAGGACACCGGGGUGAUAUUGCACUGGAUGACAUUGUGCUUACGAAGAGUUGUCUGUCACCCCAUCACUCCACGAAAGAAGAACUGGCAGAGCCUCUUCCAACAGGUACAUUUCAAUUUGUAUUUGGUGUUUUUACAGGGUGGACGGUGUGA